Penicillium olsonii is the source of this 630-nucleotide messenger RNA. The record is from the annotation of a GenBank genome assembly. NCBI's taxonomy places the organism in Eukaryota, Fungi, Ascomycota, Eurotiomycetes, Eurotiales, Aspergillaceae.
AUGACCACCCCCCGCUUCUCCUCCAACGACGUAACCGUCGUCUUCUUCCUCGGCGGCCCAGGCAGCGGCAAAGGAACUCAAUCCGCCAACCUCGUCAAAUCCUACGGCUUCGUCCACCUCUCCGCCGGCGAUCUCCUGCGCGCCGAACAAGAGCGCGCCGGCAGCCAAUACGGCGAUAUGAUCCGCGAAUACAUCCGUGAAGGCAAGAUCGUGCCUAUGGAAGUGACCGUUGCGCUUCUGUCGAAUGCGAUGGCCGACUCGCUUGCGUCCUCGCCUCCCCCCGCUGGAACCAAGGCGCGAUUCCUCAUCGACGGUUUCCCCCGCAAGUUGGACCAGGCCCACUUCUUCGAGGAUACUGUCUGUCCGUCUGAGCUGGUUCUGUUCCUCGAUUGCCCGGAGGAUGUGAUGGAGUCGCGGUUGUUGAAGCGUGGUGAGACUAGUGGUCGUGCGGAUGAUAAUGCGGAGUCUAUUCGCAAGCGCUUCAGGACUUUUGUUGAGACUUCUAUGCCUGUUGUUGAGUACUUCCGGGGUAAGGAUCGGGUUGUUGAGGUUAAGGCUGAUAUUCCUGUUGAGGAGGUCUUUGCUAAGGUUAAGGCUGGUAUUGAGGCUCGUAACAUUCACCCUCGUUAG